AUCUUGACUGCAUCCAAUAACUUCUUUUCCAUCUCAUCUACCACCAACUAACCUACAUAUCUCACCUUACUUAGUACCUGCUUCCACCCUCUCACCGUCAUGGGGGCUGGUCCGUCCCCUCUUUAGCCGCGUCCAGCCUAGUCUUCCUUUUUUUAGUUCUUACUCCUCCAUUAUCUCAUCAUCGUUCCAUCCAUCCAGCCCCCCCCCCUCUUACUACUCCAAUGUUACGCUCCCCCGUCUCACCGGAGCGUGUCUCCUCUCGCUCCCCCGCCCCUCCCCCGUCUUCUUUCUCCCCUCCCCGGAAAUCCUUCGAUGACGAUCUAGAUCGACCUGGCUCCUCGGGAAGUGAUGCCUCGUCAGACUCCAAUGUGACCGCGGUUUCGGCGAUUCCACAACCCCUCAACUUACCAACCGUGAAUCAAGCACCACCCUCUCCUCGUCUUCCUCGCACCUCCUCAGUCGCCUCGAACGCCAGACAGCCAUCCUCCUCCUUCAUGCCGCACAAUGAUCUCUCCUCGCGAAGGCCGUCCGGUCGCAGUGGUCCGCCGGAGCCGCAUAAGCACCGCUCGCGUCAUCAUUCGCAAGGCUUCUUCGAGCCCUCCCUUCCCACCGCGUCCGUCCCCGAUGCCAGCCUGUCAGCCUCGCGGAUCGCCGCGCAGGCCGCUAUGUUGCAGCAGCAACAACAGCCACCGCAUCAACCGCCCGCGCAACAUCCCCCGAAACGACCCCAGACCUUCAUCCACCGCAGUUCUGAAGACAACGGCCCCCGGUCCUGGCGAGGCGGCAGCACCUCGCCGACGAUGCCCCCGACCCCUCCGCCACCACUGGCCGCUCCGGGCACGGGGGGCUCGUACUUCCCCACUACGAAUCAAACCGGCGCCGCAGCGGGCGGCCAUGGUCAUGUAGCGACCACCGCGGCGAAUGUGGUGUUCCCGCGACAGGGGGGUCUGCAGCCGCCGGGGAUGGAAUCGGGUCCCCCCGAGCGCGAACCUAAGCAGAGCAAGGAGAAGUCGAAGAUGAAGCUGUUCUCCAAACCAAAACAUAUUGGGAUUAGUCGCGAGAAGGAUCCGGGGGGUAAAGAUCGAGGUUUGCCGUCGCCGAGCAAGAUGGGGUUCGCGGGCGGUAGUGGGCUGUCCCGCAUCGUCAGCGGUACGACUCCCACCCUGGCCGAUACGUUUCCCUCAAGUAGCAACAUGUCCAUGUACAACUUGAACAAUACGUCGUCGACGACCGUGGUGCCGGCGGAGAAGCCCUCGGGGACCGAGAAGGACAAGGACAAGGACAAGGAGAAAGAUAAGGACAAGUCGCACAAACAUCAUCAUUUCCUGUCCCGGCAGAAGUUGAAGCUGAAGGACCGAGACAACGACCACAACCUGCCGCUGUCGUCCGCAGCCAGUAACUCGCGACCGGCGGAUCCCAACGCCCCGCAGUCGCUCUACUCUUUCACACCUGCAUCCCCCGGCGUGGUGUCGACGACGUUUGGUAAGUCGGUGAGCGGGCUCGACCUCCUGCACGGCGGACGCGCCCUGCGGGAAAAGAAGAAGGAGGAGAAGGCGCUGGCCGAAUCUAGCCAGGAAGAAACGAUCGCUAAUUCUGUAGUCAAUGGGGGCACACCGGGCGUUUUCCCCGGGUCAUCCACGCUCGGCAACUCCACGGGGUUGCUCCCGGAGGUCGCAUUGCGCGAGACACUGCAGGGGUUCGGUCUGAACAACAUGACCCCGGAAGAUGCGUGGGACUUCCUCAAGGCGAAGCUCCUCGUCAUCUUCGACGGGGAAGACGUGCGCAUCGCGAUCGAGGACCUCAACAAGCUGGUCCUGAUCCACAUUCAGCGCUGCGUGCAAAAGCGCACGCCAACCGCCAUCGUCGACGAUUUGCGCGAGCUCCUGGAGACGGGCUUUGCCACACUAAACCACACGCUGAACGGCGUGCCGGAUGAGAAGCUGGUCCCGCAUCUCGUCCACAUUUGGAUGCUGGUCUUCGGCACCAUCCUGCCCUUCAUCCAGGCCGUCUUCCUGCCCCUCGACCUCGAGUUCAAGGGCUGCGGCUCAGUGAUGAACCACCGCGAGGCCAGCGACUUCUGGAGCACCGCCCUCGAAGGCGAAUACCCCGGCUGCGAGCUGGAGGUGCGCAACCUCGUGUUGAUCGCCUUUCGCGACAUGGUCAUCCUAUACCGCUACGAGGGUCUUAAGGCCACCUUCUCGCGGCUAAGCCUCGACAACAUCAACCUGGGCCACUCCACCCCCAGCGUCACCACCAAGAGCAGCAGCGCCAGCAGCGGCCGGCCCGGCACUGCCGCGUCCUUAGACGCCGCCAACGCCAGCUUCGGGUCGUCACAGUCAUCGGCCUUCCUCAACACGGCCGCCAGCUACUCCUCAGACCCAAUGAACACCACCAGCAGCCGCAGCCGUGCCGCCUCCAACACCCCAUCCAACCCAGAUCAGCUCAUCUUCCAGUCCUUCUCGUCCCCGCCGCAGCGCCCCACAAUCAUCCACCGCUCGUCCACCGCGGCAGACACCUCCCAGAUGAUCACCGAGACCGUCGGCCGCAUGCUCCAGUGCGUCAGCGUGCUCGCCAGCGUACAAACCGGCGACGAGCCGCAGGAAAACAUCGAACUUCUCAGCAAAGCCCUCAAGCACAACUGGCUCGGCCGCGGCCGCACCGGCCGCGAUCGACGCGGCUUCGUCGGCGCCAAGAUCCGCCCUGUCCCGGUUAUGCGAACGGACAGCGAACGGACGGCUACGGAUGUGGGCCGUGGGAGUGCGGAGUAUGAGUGGCGCCAGGAGAUAAGCGUUUUAUAACUUACUUUUUUUUUUGUUGUCUUUUCAUGAAGUUUUGUUGGUUUGUUUAUGUCUAUUGGCUUGGUUUGAUGGAAUGGGUAUAUCUUCUUAGGGUUGUUUUGUUCUGUUCGUUUUGUCUGGUACAAAAUAGAUACCUCGGCGUGGUUUGUUUGAGUGGGACUUACUGUGGUACUGGUGGGUUUCGGGAUGGGUUCUAUG
Aspergillus candidus is the source of this 2996-nucleotide messenger RNA. RefSeq lists its product as uncharacterized. The transcript has a single exon. NCBI's taxonomy places the organism in Eukaryota, Fungi, Ascomycota, Eurotiomycetes, Eurotiales, Aspergillaceae. The coding region runs from base 222 to 2798 and encodes 858 amino acids. Gene Ontology annotation, cellular component: TORC2 complex. Gene Ontology annotation, biological process: TORC2 signaling. The record is from RefSeq and is a predicted model, not a curated record.